AUGACCCUUAUUGUUGCCUCAUUAUUUCUCCCGUACUCGAUUGAGUUUGAGGUCGAGAAGCAAGAAGAACAGCCUACCCGCCCAAAACUCGUCUCACGCCAGUCCAGUUCACUUAGCGUUCCACGGCCGGUUCACCCUUCCAAAACUCCCACGCUAAGCUCCAUCUUUCCGGCGUUAAUUGCGCGCGCGAAUAAUACGACACCCGUGCCGGCCGCGCUCUCGCGCGCUCCUGGCACCGAAAGUGGCGACGAGCAGUUCUUCUACAACCACAAGAGCCAAACCGUCACCCCCAAGUCCAUCCAGCCAACGUCCAAGGCGAAUAUGCUCGUGAAAGCGUCCAUCGUUGACGGAAAGAAGUGGACAAAUGAGGUGCUUGGUCUUCCGUCGCUCCGGGUCAGCAGAAGCUCGUCCUCCACACAGACGCCUACCUUGGGCCAGAUUGCCAAAACCCUCUCUGCGUCGCAGGUGACCACCAGCUUGGCCGAGCUUUCCCUUGGGAAUGGUCGCACCAAGACCAACACCAACUACCGCGAGUGGAACGCCGCGCACACGAUUGAGGACAUUGAGGACGAGCUUCCCGCGUCUGAGAAGAGCAAGCUUGCCCCGUAUGGUGGCUUUUCCAAGCCGGACAUCCAGGCGUCGCUCCACAGUCAGAACGUGUUUGAGUCUGCGCCGUUCACCGUCGUUCCCUUCCGCAAGGGCAACGGGAGCUUGAAGAAUGCAGUCAAGUUGUCAGCCGAACACGGGGUAAUUGACCGCUGCCGGUGGGUCGGGACGAUCGGGAUUCCGUGCGACGAGAUUCCUGAUGCCAAAAAGAGUGCUAUCGCGGCCGAGUUGAGUGCCAAUUGGGGCUCUGAGGUGGCGUUUGUCAGCGACACCACGUUCCUGGGGCAUUACCGCUCCUUCUGCAAGCAGAUCUUGUGGCCAACCUUGCACUACCAGAUCCCUGACAAUCCUAAGAGCAAGGCAUUUGAGGAACACUCGUGGGAGCACUAUUGCGCGUUGAACCAGGCCAUCGCAGACAAGAUUGUGGAGACGUACAAAUCAGAGGACGACAUUGUCUGGGUCAACGACUACCACUUGUUACUUGUGCCCCAAAUGGUCAGAGAGAAGCUCCCCGGCGCAAAGAUCGGCUUCUUUCUCCAUGUGUCGUUCCCGUCGUCUGAGGUCUUUCGCUGCUUCGCUCAGCGCAAGAGGCUUCUUGCGGGUAUGCUAGGUGCGGACUCGAUCGCCUUCCAGACAAGCGAAUAUGUGAGACACUUUCUCCAGACGUGUAACCGGCUCUUACUUGCAGACGUGUCGGCAAACGGGAUCUCAUACGACAGCCGUUUGAUCAGCGUGGAGGCGAUUCCCGUGGGGAUUGACGCAUCCGCGUUGCGCGCGCAGCUCGCCAUGCCGGAGGUGCGCGAGUUCCGCGACUUGGUGGCGGAGCGCUGGCACGGUAAGCGCUUGAUUGUUUCGCGCGACAUGUUUGACAGAAUCAGGGGCUUGAAGCAGAAGUUGCUCGCCUACGAACGGUUCCUCAACACCUACCCUGGCUAUGCCGAAACGACCGUGUUGAUUCAGAUCUGCUUGAAGGGUGCGGGGGACGAGGAGCUUGAGAGCGAAAUCAUGCCGAUUAUUGAUCGAAUCAACGGCUUAACCACCAGUUUUGCGGACUCCCAGCCAGUGGUCUUUCUCAACCAGGACAUUGACUUUGCUCAGUAUCUCGCGCUUUUGUGUGAGGCCGACACGUUUGCGGUGACGUCCAUGCGUGAGGGGAUGAACUUGACAUGCCACGAGUUCAUUGUGGCGACAGAGAAGCAUUCACCGUUGAUUUUGUCUGAGUUUACCGGUUCGGCAUCGGUGUUGGAGGACUCGGCGCUCUUGGUCAACCCGUGGGACAUGCACGAGGUGUCUGAGGCAUUUCUCCACGCAUUGACAAUGCCAGCGGGGGAGAAGGCGGAGCGCUGGGCAAGCGCCUAUGAGGUGGUUGUCAACACCAACUCCCAGGUGUGGGUCGAGACGUGCCUCCUGGCCGUUGUGGAUGCCUGGAUCGAGCAACAGGUGAGGAGCUCGUGUAACGUCAAGUUUUUGACGGCAGGGGACUACGCUGAGUUCUGCAAGCCGGCGUUGCAGCGCUUGUUUCUCUUGGAUUUCGUGUCUUCCACCGUGACGGUGGUCAAAGGCGAUAAGUUGGUGUCGAACCAGACACAGCGCAUGAUCCAGGUGCUCAACGAGUUGCUCGCGGACCCCCUCAACACGGUGUACGUCAUCUCCUACUACAAAAAGUCGGUGCUAGAGCGGAUGUACCGGAGAUUGCCCCAAUUGGGGCUUGUGGCCGAGAAUGGGGGCUACGUCAAGUUUGGCGGAACGGAUGAAUGGGUCGCGAUUGUGGACGAAAGCUCGUUGAGCUGGAUGGACCCCGUAAUCAAGGUGAUCAACUCAAUGGUGGUGCGCUUGCCGGGGUCUUAUUUGGAGGUUGAGGACUGCACCGUGCGCUUCAACCUUGCCAAAAGCAUGGAGGACGACACUGAGCGUGCCAAUCUGGUCAUUGGCGACUGCAUCACCUAUGUCAACGACUUCUUCAACGGUGUGGACGUUCACGCCACAUGUUUGAAGGAUGUGGUGAUUGUCCAGCAGAGCAACUUGUUAUUGCAGGCUUUGACUCGCAUCUUGCACCGUCUUUCCAGCGACGGCGACUGUGUAUGGUCGAGCUCCACGUCCUUGGCAUCCUUGGGCUCCACUCCAGUCCCAGAUGUGGAAUAUCCGGAGCCGCUCGGGUCGCUCUUUGUCUGUGGCCCUUCCACCUACAUCUUUGAGCCGGCGUUUGAGUACUUUAAUGACUUGGAAUCCAACGGCAAGGCCCGCAACGUAUUGAGUGUUGCCAUUGGCGAUAACAACGGCACGUAUGCUAAGAUGGAUGUCAAGGGGUUUAAUGACCUCUUGACGAUUUUAAGCAAAGGCUUGAAGUGA
Molecule: messenger RNA, 2955 nt
Organism: Babjeviella inositovora NRRL Y-12698
Lineage: Eukaryota; Fungi; Ascomycota; Pichiomycetes; Serinales
Gene: TPS3
Product: trehalose 6-phosphate synthase/phosphatase complex subunit
Exons: 2
Coding region: 1-2955 (984 amino acids)
Biological process (GO): trehalose biosynthetic process
Cellular component (GO): cytosol; alpha,alpha-trehalose-phosphate synthase complex (UDP-forming)
Molecular function (GO): catalytic activity
Source: RefSeq, a predicted model, not a curated record